Messenger RNA from Staurois parvus, 657 nucleotides. The record is from the annotation of a GenBank genome assembly. NCBI's taxonomy places the organism in Eukaryota, Metazoa, Chordata, Amphibia, Anura, Ranidae.
CACAGCACUCCUGGUACAAGCGAGGAAACCGUGGUGCACAAAUGGCUGCGCUUUCACUUUGGUCUGUAUGGAAGCGUGAGAGCCAACGAGUUAGCCCGUGCUAAAAGUGGAAACAAGAAAGGAGACUGGAAAGACCCAACUCCCAGAUUAAUUGUCCACUUUGAUGGUGGGGGAUUCUUGGUAUUCUACAACUGCCGAAUGACAUGGUGCUCUUGUCCGUUUGUGGAGCCAACUUGUGAUAUCUUGUGUCCAGAGUUUGAUAAGGAAAAGGCCCUUCGUGCCCUCUCCCAACCCAGACCCGUCUGCAUCACCCUGAUGGAUCAAUCAAUCUUCUCUGGAGUAGGUAACAUUAUUAAGAAUGAAAUCCUAUACUUGGCACGUGUCCAUCCUCUGUCAUUGGGUUCUUUUCUUCCUGUGGAGACCCUGGUUGCUCUGAUAGACCAUGCUGUGACCUUCACUGCUGAUUGGCUGAAUAACAAGAUGAAGAGGAAAGCACUGCACUACCACAUCUACAUGAAGGAGCAAUGUGAAAAUGGCCAUCAAGUGGUCAAAGAGGCCAUUGGCCCAACUUUUGGGCUGAAGAGGCUGACCUGGUAUUGUCCUAUAUGCCAGAAACUGGCCAAGUCUGGAGAUGCUGUGCCACUUGCCCUGGAGUAA